UUCUUGGGUUCAAUUAAUCGUCUACCCCAGAGUCUCGAUGAUGAGGAGAUCGGUUGAGAUUACGGGCAGAAGAUUUGUUCAUCGGCAUACUCUAGUGAAAGGUAAUCCUGGAACUGCUUUUUCUGGUGAGAGUUACGAUUACAGAGCGAAAUUGAGAACUGGGCUAAGUAAUAUAAAGUUAGAUGAAGCUGUUGAUCUGUUCAGUGUUAUGGUCAAGUCUCGUCGACGUCCUUCAGUCAUUGAUUUCAAUAAAUUGUUGAGUACCAUUGCUAAGAUGAAGAAGCAUUGUGUUGUCAUCUCCUUGGGGCAGCAGAUGCAAAACUUGGGAAUCGCUUAUGAUCUUUAUACUUACAGUAUUUUGAUUAACUGUUUUUGCCGCUCCUCUCAAGUCUCUCUUGCUUUAGCUCUUCUUGGCAAGAUGAUGAAACUUGGCUAUGAACCCGAUAUUGUCACGCUUAACUCGUUGCUCAAUGGGUACUGUCACGGUAAGAGGAUAUCCGAUGCCUUAGGUUUAGUUGAUCAAAUGGUGGAAAUGGGAUAUCAACCUGAUCCCGUUACAUUUACAACUUUGAUUCAUGGACUUUUUCUUCACAGCAGAGCUUCAGACGCAGUGGCUUUAGUUGACAGAAUGGCUGACAAAGGCUGUCAACCGAACCUAGUUACUUAUGGUGCUGUUGUAAAUGGAUUAUGUAAGAGAGGUGAUAUCGAUAUAGCUUUCAAUCUGCUCAAGAAAAUGGAAGCGAGUAAGAUAGAGACAAAUAUAGUAAUCUACAACACAGUCAUUGAUGGUCUUUGUAAACACAGACAUGCGGAUGAUGCACUCAACCUGUUCAACAAAAUGGAAAACAAAGGAAUUCAAGGCGAUGUUUUUACCUACAACUCCCUCAUAAGUUGCCUUUGUAAUUACAGGCGAUGGAAUGAUGCCUCUCGACUACUUAGUAAUAUGAUUGAGAGGAAAAUUAACCCCGAUAUAGUCACUUUCAAUGCAUUGAUCGAUGCAUUUGUGAAGGAGGGGAAACUUUUAGAGGCUGAAAAAUUGUAUGAGGAGAUGAUCAAAAGGUCUAUAGAUCCUGAUAUUUUCACCUACAAUUCUUUGAUCUAUGGGUUUUGUAUUCAUGAUCGUCUAGACGAGGCCAAGCAAUUUCUUGAGUUGAUGGUUAGCAAGGGUUGUUUUCCAAAUGUAGUGGCAUAUAAUACUCUCAUAAAGGGAUGUUGUAAGUCUAAGAGAGUAGAAGAGGGUAUGGGACUCUUCCGAGAGAUGUCUCUAAAAGGAUUGGUUGGAAACACAGUCACCUAUACCACUCUCAGCCAAGGCUUUUUUCAAGCUAGAGAUUGUGAUAAUGCCCAAGAAGUUUUCAUGCAGAUGGUUUCUGAUGGUAUACCUCCUGAUAUAUGGACAUACAACAUUUCGUUAGAUGGCCUUUGUAAUAAUGGGAGGAUAGAGGAAGCAUUGGUGAUAUUCGAAGAUCUGCAAAAGAGUGGAAUAGAACUUAAUAUCGUCACGUACAAUAUAAUGAUUGAAGGGAUGUGCAAGGCUGGGAAGGUGGAAGAUGGGUGGGAGCUAUUUUGUAGCCUCAGCCUUAAAAGAGUGAAGCCUGAUGUUAUAACCUACAAUACAUUGAUCUCAGGCUUGUGUAGUAAACGCAUAUUACUGGAAGCUGAGGCAUUAUUUAGAAAAAUGAAAGAAGAUGGUCAUCUCCCAAGUAGUGGUACCUAUAAUACGCUUAUCAGAGCAUGCCUAAGAGACGGUGACAAAGCUGGAUCGGCUGAACUCAUCAAAGAAAUGAGGAGUUGCGGGUUUGCUGGAGAUGCUUCAACCAUUAGCUUGGUCACUAAUAUGUUACAUGAUGGGAGAUUGGACAAAAGCUUUCUGGAUAUGCUUUCUUGAAGCAGUUUACUCCUCUCAUCUCAGUUUUCACCAUCAGAGGGAACCAAAGGUUCGUAAUUUGACAGCCUCUCUUUGUCUUUCUCUUUCUAGAUUUGUAUUUUGGUUGCAGAGAUGGGCUUAGCACUAGAAAUACUGCAGGUUCAGAGGAAAUCGAGCGCAUUCUGGCCUUGAUAAUGAGAUCAGUGGUCUCCAUGGCCAAGUCAGAUAGUUGAAAUAUAUAAGAGAAACCCUCAAUAUGCCAAUUCUUAUUGUGUGCUUGUAGUUCUAUCGGCUUAUGGAUCCUCUUUGAGAAUUUAGUUGAUCAUAUUGGGAAAUCUCUGUUAUUGCUAUGGCUAGUUGAUUAGGGGUGAGGUAUAUGUCUGUGUUAGGAUCGCAAGGGACUCUACGGCUCUGGUUCUAAUACCGUUUUGAUGCUUUAUUGGUCUUGACAAUGGCUUCAAUUUUGGUAAUUUCUUUUUAUAUGUUUUUUGGUUCAGGGUAUGUACUACGAUAAUAUAUGUUUAUUCAUCAGUGAGUUUGUUGUUAAUUUCCAUUGUUCUUCACCAUCUCUGAUACGUUUUGUUCAGUGUACAAACUCAAUUAGAGAGAUGAAAAGAAAGUAUAGUAUUACACGAA
This is a messenger RNA of Capsella rubella, 2503 nucleotides long. Its product is annotated as pentatricopeptide repeat-containing protein At1g63330. Gene Ontology annotation, molecular function: protein binding. Lineage: Eukaryota; Viridiplantae; Streptophyta; Magnoliopsida; Brassicales; Brassicaceae. The coding region runs from base 38 to 1888 and encodes 616 amino acids. The transcript has 2 exons. The record is from RefSeq and is a predicted model, not a curated record.